Amborella trichopoda is the source of this 2213-nucleotide messenger RNA. RefSeq names its product zinc finger (C2H2 type) family protein (gene SUF4). Gene Ontology annotation, cellular component: nucleus. NCBI's taxonomy places the organism in Eukaryota, Viridiplantae, Streptophyta, Magnoliopsida, Amborellales, Amborellaceae. Gene Ontology annotation, molecular function: DNA binding. The record is from RefSeq and is a predicted model, not a curated record. Gene Ontology annotation, biological process: regulation of DNA-templated transcription.
AGAGAGAGAGAGAGAGAGAGAGAGAGAGAGAGUUAUUAAGAGCCAGAAAGGGUAAGGAUUUUGAUUUCGAUUCUCGUAAGAGGGCGUUGGGCUUUGUUGUUGAGAGAGAGUGUGAGAGAGAGGGGGAGGCGUUGGAGUUAGAGUAAGCAAGAGGAGAUGGGAAAGAAGAAGAAGAGGGCGUCGAAGGUGUGGUGUUAUUACUGUGAUCGUGAAUUUGACGAUGAGAAGAUCCUGGUUCAGCACCAAAAGGCGAAGCACUUCAAGUGCCAUGUCUGCCACAAGAAGCUCUCAACGGCCGGUGGCAUGGCCAUCCAUGUUCUUCAAGUCCAUAAAGAGACUGUCACCAAGGUUCCCAAUGCUAAACCUGAUAGGGAAUCAACAGAAAUCGAAAUUUUUGGAAUGCAAGGAAUCCCUCCAGAAAUUUUGGCUGCUCAUUAUGGUGAACAAGAUGAAGAGGCUACAGCAAAAUUCUCCAAAGUGGAGGUUCCCCCCACCAGGCUUGGAGGCAUUCUACCGGGGUCAGCAGUGAUUGGCCUUCCCCCACAACCAGCUUAUUCUGCUGGACAACAAAACAGUUACAAUGCCACCUCCAUACCAAUGCAUGUUCCACCUUACACUGUUCCUACUUAUCCCCAACCUUGGUUUCCACAACAAACACCGGUUGCUUUAACUCCCACUGUUCCUGUGCUGCCACCACGACCCCAAGGGCAACCUUUGUUUCCAAUCCAGAAUGUAAAACCUCCUACUAACCCCACACCAUUUCCAGCAUCAUUCCCAAUUAACCCACCUGGAUUGCCAACUUCAACACCCCAACCUCCUGUUUCUCAACCUUUAUUUCCUAUCAGUAGCAGUAGCAGUACACUCAGCCUAACUUUACCAUACCCGGCUGUCACACCUCCUAUUAGCAUCCCCCCAAGUUCUCUUGCAGAAUUAAGAAGUACAAUUGAUACCAGUGCUGUCUCAAGCCCUGUCACGGCAACUAGCUAUGGUGGAACAGCUUUGCACUCUCUGAGUACCCAAGGUGUUCCAAUGACCAAUUCUCAUAUGUAUGCCUCUGGUCCAAAUACUGGUGGUCCUUCCAUCGGUCCCCCACCUGUGAUAGCCAAUAAAGUCCCAGCUUCUCAUCCAGGCGCUAAUGAGGUCUAUUUGGUAUGGGAUGAUGAGGCAAUGUCUAUGGAGGAAAGGAGAAUGUCUUUACCAAAAUAUCAGGUGCAUGAUGAGACAUCACAGGUAAGUCACCACUAUCUCAUUCCCCAUUCAUUCCAAUGGAUAUGCAAGUUGCUUUGCUCGGCAAAUGGAUUGGUAGGCUGUUCUUUUCUGCUUUUUGGUUUAUUUUUUUAAGGGACAACUUAAAUCAUCUCUGAGGACCAUACACCAUCUGCUAUUUCCCUCUUCAUAGCUGAGAAGGCAAGUAAUACAUAUCUAAAAUAGUACACUCUUGUGGAAUCAAUUCUCCCACCUCCUCAUAGUAUAGUGUGGUGAGAAGGAUCCACAGGCUAAACUCUAUAAUGUGUCCAACAUUCAAAUAUACUUGUGUGGAGUAUGAAUGUUUUCUGUUUAUACUGGAAAUUUGAAUUGCCAUUUAGUAUUCAUCUCCCUCUGAUUUUAACGAGCGUGGGGGUUUGGGUGAGACGAGAAUAUGGCCAACAGGCUUUUGCAAAUUCGUAGCAUUUGUUGUUAUCUUUUUUGGUCACUCGUGCAUUCAGGCUUGGCACAGGUCAGCUCUUAUUCAGCUUUAGAAGCUUGGUAUUUUAUUGCAUGAAGAAAGGUUUUUAUCAUGAAUGAUAUGACAUAAUUUUACAUGCUCUCUGAUAAUUUAUGCUUGGUCAUUUUUGUUGUUUCAGAUGAACUCGGUUAAUGCGGCCAUCGACAGAAGGAUAUCAGAAAGCAGGCUGGCUGGUCGGAUGACAUUUGGACUAUGAGAGUUCAUGUUUUUUCUUGAGAAAAAAUGUUGGUCUCACUAGCAGGGUCGAUUUUCAGUUGUUUUCCGUUUCAUAUUAGUCCACCUCUGUUCGAGCCAACCAGUUUAUUGUUAUAUGAAACUUGUUCUUUGUCGGAAUGGUUAGGAUUGUAGGACACCAUGUGAACUACAGGAGAGGCAUGAGACUGAUAUUAUUUAUGGUCGAUUCAUGUGGACGACUGCUAAAGAUUUGCUCAUCAAUUUUGCUCCUGAAAAAAUGUGAUAUUCCAAUCAAAGAUGCUCUCUAGUUAAU